AUGUAUGAGCUCAACGAAAGCAGCUUUGAUCCCAUCACCUUCGUCCUGACAGGCAUCCCAGGCAUGGAGGAGUCCCACAUCUGGAUCUCUGUCCCCUUCUGUCUGAUGUACAUCACUGCAGUGUUCAGCAACUCCGUCCUCCUCUUCAUCAUCAUCACGGAGAGGAGCCUCCAUGAGCCCAUGUACCUAUUCCUCGCGAUGCUGGCUGUUUCUGACCUCAUGCUUUCAACCACGACAGUGCCCAAGAUGCUGGCAAUCUUCUGGUUCAGUGCCAGAGAAAUUUCAUUUGAUGCCUGCAUUACUCAGAUGUUCUUCACCCACUUCAGCUUCAUUGUGGAGUCGUCUGUCCUGCUGGCUAUGGCAUUCGACCGCUAUGUUGCUGUCUGUGACCCCCUGCGGUACUCAACCACAUUAACGCCCUCAGUGAUUGGGAAGAUAGCAGUGACUGCUGUGGUCCGGGGCUUCUGCAUCAUGUUUCCACCCAUCUUCCUGCUGAAGCGGCUGCCCUACUGCGGGCACAACAUCAUGCCCCACACCUACUGUGAGCACAUGGGCAUCGCCCGCCUGGCCUGCGCUGACAUAAGAGCCAACGUCUGGUAUGGGCUGACGACGGCGCUUCUCUCCUCCGGCCUGGAUGUCGUGCUCAUUGCUGUCUCGUACGUGCUCAUCCUCAGGGCUAUCUUCCGGCUGCCAUCCCCAGAGGCCCGUCUCAAAACCCUGAGCACCUGCGGCUCCCACCUCUGCGUGAUCCUCAUGUUCUACAUGCCCGCCUUCUUCUCCUUCCUCACACACCGCUUCGGCCACCACAUCCCAGGUCAUGUUCACAUCCUCCUGGCCAACCUCUACGUGGUGGUCCCACCAAUGCUCAACCCCAUCGUGUACGGGGUGAGGACGCGGCCGAUCCGGGAGCGCGUGGUCCGCCUCCUCUGCCCCGCUGGGCAGUGCUCCUGUCCCAGCAGGGGGGGCCACUGCUGA
This is a messenger RNA of Cygnus atratus (black swan), 975 nucleotides long. Its product is annotated as olfactory receptor 52B2-like. Gene Ontology annotation, biological process: G protein-coupled receptor signaling pathway. Bases 1 to 975 code for a protein of 324 amino acids. Gene Ontology annotation, molecular function: G protein-coupled receptor activity; olfactory receptor activity. Gene Ontology annotation, cellular component: membrane. The record is from RefSeq and is a predicted model, not a curated record. Lineage: Eukaryota; Metazoa; Chordata; Aves; Anseriformes; Anatidae. The transcript has a single exon.